Messenger RNA from Ahaetulla prasina, 3571 nucleotides. It is a transcript of the gene NR2F2, whose product is annotated as nuclear receptor subfamily 2 group F member 2. Gene Ontology annotation, biological process: cell differentiation; negative regulation of transcription by RNA polymerase II; anatomical structure development. Gene Ontology annotation, molecular function: RNA polymerase II cis-regulatory region sequence-specific DNA binding; nuclear receptor activity; retinoic acid binding. Bases 1878 to 3131 code for a protein of 417 amino acids. The record is from RefSeq and is a predicted model, not a curated record. The transcript has 3 exons. Lineage: Eukaryota; Metazoa; Chordata; Lepidosauria; Squamata; Colubridae.
GCCUCUUCCUCCUGCCGUCUUUUUAUCGCGCUCUCUCUCUCCGGCUGGGGGGCUUCUAAGCCUGGGAGAGAGUUCACGCCGGUUUGCCCCCCUUAGCCGGCUGGCUCGCUCGCUCGAUCUCCCUCCCCCGAUCCUCUCUCCUCCUCCUCCUCCGCCUCCAGCCCCGCCGCCUCCCGCCCUCCCCCCUUCCCUCUCCUCCUCCUCCUCCUCCUCUUCCCCUUAUCGCCCCAUGUGUUGUGCGAGGAAGCAGAUUUGCUAAAGAGACCCACUUGCGAAAGAAACGAGAGUAGCAUAAGGCGCGGGCAAAGCGGCGGCGGCGACGACAGCAGCGGCGGCCGCGGCAGCAGGGAAAAGAGGAGGAGGAGAAAAAGGAGGAGGAGGAGGAGGAAGGAGGAGGAGGAAAAGGGAACGAGAGCCGGACUAGCCGCAGCCGCGGAGGAAAAGGAGGAGGAGGAAAGGAAAGAGGCGAGGAAAAAGGAAAGAAAGAAGAACCGGGAGGAGGAGAAAGAAAAGAGAAGAAGAAGGGGAAGCAGCAGCCGACGGCAAAAAAGAGAAGCGAAGCCGAGCGCAGGAGAGAAGACGCCGGGAAAGACUUCUGAUUUUUGGGGAAGGGAAGGGAGGGAGGAAGAGGGGAUGCGUGGAUGUGUGUGUGUGGGUCUGAGAGCGCGCGCGGGUGCGUGAGCGCGUGGAGGGUGCGUGUGUGAGUGGGAGCGCGCGCGCGUGUGGUUUUUGUUUGGUUCCUUUCAGCCCCCCCCCAUCUACCCACCCUUCUACCCACCCACCCCCCGCCCGCCCCGUCUCCCUCUCGCUCCCUCUCUCUCUCCUCCUCCUCCUCCUCCUCCUCCUCCUCUUCCCCGGUUGAUGUUUCUACAGCUUCGCCAAACUCCGAGCGGGGCAUCUGAUCGAAACCCCGCCAGGAGCAGGAGCCAGGCCGGGUCCGCGGGCCGGCGUGCUGAGCGUGGGAUUUCUUUCCGGGCUCGCCUGCGCCUCCUGCGAGCUGCUGCGGGCUUUCGUCUGGCUUUGCUUUCCAUGGCUUUUCUGAAUGGCUGACUGCGGGCUUCGCUGGAUCUGGCCCCCAGACCCCCUCCUCUGUUCUUGCAACUCGGGUCGGCUUCAAGAGAGAGAGGGAGGGAGAGAUCUUUGAAGGGAACCGUUCUCUCUCUCUCUCUCUCUCUCUCACUCUCACUCUCGCUCUUUCCCCAGCCGUCCCCCUUUUGUAUUUUUUUUUACUUUUCUUCCUCUUUUGCUAACAGACAAUCGCCUCGCUCUUUCCUCCUCCUCUUCCUCCUGCUCCUCGCCUCCUUUUCCCCCUCUUUUUCCCCCCCUCUCAUCCACUCGUCCGCGUUCCCCCUUUCCUUUCUCAACCCCACUUUCGGGUGCCUGCCUGCGUGCGUGCGUGUCUGCUUCCCGCAUUUUAUUUACUAUUUUGCAAUUGUACGGGGGAGAGCCGUACGAGAUAUUUUUUUUCCUACCAUCUCUCCUCACCCACUUCCAUCGAAAGCAUUAAAUUAAACUGAACGAAAGGACCGGCAAAAGGAGGGGGAAGAACCCAACACGAAAAGCGAGAGAGGGGAACGUUUAAAAAGAAAACCAGCACCGAUUUACGACGCGCUGCCUUCUCCUCCAGAGCAACUUCCAAGCCAAGAAAAAUCAGAAUAACUUGCCAACGCGAACUGCGAGAGAAAAAGGCUGGAGGGGGGAGAGCAAAUAAACUAAUAUAAAAGUGGACAAAGACCCCCCCUCCUCCCCCAUAUUUUCUUUAGACCGCCACUGCUCGCUCCGGCUCCAACGGCAGACGCAACCGGCCGGAGAAGCGGAUCCGGCGGCCACAGCAAGCGACGGGGGGGCGCGCGAUUUGGCCAAGGUGUCCCUUAGAUAUGGCAAUGGUAGUGGGCGCCUGGCGAGACCCGCAGGACGAUGUGACCGGCCCGCAAGGAACGCAGCCUUCGCAAGCUCCCCCUGUGCCGGGGGCCCCCACGGGGGCCCCCCACACCCCACAGACGCCGGGCCAAGGAGGGCCCCCCAGCACCCCGGCUCAAACCACUCCGGGCAGCCAGCAAAACCAAGGAGAGAAACAGCAGCAACAGCAGCACAUCGAAUGCGUGGUGUGCGGGGACAAAUCCAGCGGCAAACACUACGGGCAAUUUACGUGUGAAGGCUGCAAGAGUUUCUUCAAGCGAAGCGUCCGGAGGAACCUUAGCUACACGUGCCGCGCGAACCGGAACUGCCCCAUUGACCAACAUCACCGCAACCAAUGCCAAUAUUGUCGCCUCAAGAAAUGCCUGAAGGUUGGCAUGAGACGGGAAGUUUCUUUUUUAUUUACUGCAGCCGUCCAGAGGGGCAGAAUGCCACCCACACAGCCGACCCACGGCCAGUUCGCCUUAACCAACGGGGACCCCCUGAACUGUCACUCGUACCUCUCCGGAUAUAUUUCCCUCUUGCUGCGGGCAGAGCCUUAUCCGACCUCUCGCUUCGGCAGCCAGUGUAUGCAGCCGAACAACAUUAUGGGCAUCGAGAACAUUUGUGAGUUGGCCGCUCGGAUGCUUUUCAGCGCCGUGGAAUGGGCUCGGAACAUUCCUUUCUUCCCCGACCUCCAGAUCACCGACCAGGUGGCUCUCCUGAGGCUCACCUGGAGUGAGUUGUUUGUCCUCAACGCCGCCCAGUGCUCCAUGCCUCUCCACGUCGCCCCGCUCUUGGCAGCCGCCGGCCUCCACGCGUCGCCCAUGUCCGCCGACCGCGUGGUCGCCUUUAUGGACCACAUACGCAUUUUCCAAGAGCAGGUGGAGAAGCUGAAAGCUCUACACGUGGAUUCGGCGGAAUACAGCUGCUUGAAGGCAAUUGUCCUCUUCACCUCAGAUGCGUGUGGUCUAUCCGACGUUGCACACGUUGAAAGUUUACAGGAGAAGUCCCAGUGCGCUCUGGAAGAGUACGUCAGAAGUCAGUAUCCAAACCAACCCACCCGCUUUGGGAAACUGUUGUUACGUCUCCCCUCUCUUCGCACCGUCUCUUCUUCGGUCAUAGAGCAAUUGUUUUUCGUCCGUUUGGUAGGUAAAACCCCCAUAGAAACCCUUAUCAGAGAUAUGCUACUAUCCGGAAGCAGUUUUAACUGGCCGUAUAUGGCCAUCCAAUAAGAGGAAGGAAAAAAAAAAUGGGGGGGAAGGAAUAAUAUGUUGGAGAGAGGAAAAAUAAAAAUAAAAAAAAUCGAAUUCCGCAAAUCAGAGAAUUGGACAAAGCAAAGCAAAACAAAAGCAAAAAAUAAAAAAUAAAUGGGAAAUUUGGAACCGAGGAAUCGCGAGUGACGUUGGGUCUGGCGGUUUGUGUAAAUGUCCUUCGGUUAAGCAAGGAUGUCACAUCUUGGCUAAAAGAAGAGAGGAGGAUAAUUUGAAUGGACUACGGAUUUUUUUUAAAAAAAGAGAGACUUGUUCAAUGGACUUUUUACACAAUGCAUUAAAAUUCCCUUGUCUUUCACAAGUUACUAUUUCUCUCUCUCUCUUUCUCUCUUUUGAAAAAAAAUCUUUCUUUCUUUCUUUCUUUCUUUUUCUUUCUUUCUUUCUUUCUUUCUUUCUUUCUU